Molecule: messenger RNA, 612 nt
Organism: Aspergillus tanneri
Lineage: Eukaryota; Fungi; Ascomycota; Eurotiomycetes; Eurotiales; Aspergillaceae
Exons: 1
Coding region: 1-612 (203 amino acids)
Source: RefSeq, a predicted model, not a curated record
AUGUCCCCGGACAGAUAUUCCCCGGACACCCGCAUGGACGAUCUCGCCAGCACGACAAGCCCACCACGCGAGAUUAGCGCUACGGGCAGUCCCCAUUCCCAUGGUAGUGGCGAAUUAUUUCAAUUAUCGCAUAUUAUACCGCAGAGCACGCAGAAUAUCGCGCCAAAUCCCACACGCCGGUCCCAAUCCCAUGACAGUACAGAAUUAUUUGAAACUCAAGUAAUAUCGCAUGUUAUACCGCAGAGCACGCAAAAUAUCGCCCCCAAUCCCACGCCCACGGUUAGUAUCGCCGAACGCCAGCGCCAACGUGUGCAAGACCAGCGCUAUGCAGCGCCCCAUAUUCAACACCAGGCGCAAGAUGCUCGGCAGUGGUUGGACGAGGAAACCAUUGAGCAGGAGAUAGCGCUGUGGCAGAAAAAAAGUGCUAUAUUUGCACUAUUGCGGGUCGGGAACGGAAUAAACACGAGUUAUACUUUUGCCGUGGGCCCAAAAGCGAUAAAGCCAAGGCAUGGGUUAAUCUGGUUCGCCAGCAUAAGAUUCUAUUCGCCAGAUAUACCGCUUGUUACCGCUGUUAUAUGCCGCAGACGAUCUGUCGACGAUGGGAGGUACUAG